AGGAGGGUCGGGCUCACACCUUUCCCAGAGACCUCGGGCGGUGGCGGCCGGGCCCGGGAGGGGCGGAGGCGGGGGCCAGACGCCUCGCCGCCGCCUCGGCGAAUAGCAGUGCGCUGCCCGCCCGGAUUGGAGCAGCAGCAUCACGCUGACCUCUGCCUGGGAUGUAAACCGGGACGGCCGCAGCGGGCAGAGGAAGGCUCUGCGCUCCUCAGGGAAAGGCAGCACCGGGCUCCGAGCUGGGAGCGGCGGCAGCCUCGGCCUGGGCAGCGCCCAGUGGCGGCUGCGGGAAGCAGAGGGAGCCCGGCGCGGGCGCGGGCGGGGAGCUUGCGUCGGUUCGCACAGGCAGCGGGAGGAGGGGCCGCGCGAGCCAUGGCCGGGGAUAGCGAGCAGACCCUGCAGAACCACCAGCAGCCCAACGGCGGCGAGCCCUUCCUGAUCGGCGUCAGCGGGGGCACGGCCAGCGGCAAGUCUUCCGUCUGUGCUAAGAUCGUGCAGCUUCUGGGGCAGAACGAGGUGGACUAUCGCCAGAAGCAGGUGGUCAUCCUGAGCCAGGACAGCUUCUACCGUGCCCUCACUUCAGAGCAGAAGGCCAAAGCCCUGAAGGGCCAGUUCAACUUCGAUCACCCAGAUGCCUUUGACAAUGAACUCAUCUUCAAGACACUCAAAGAAAUCACGGAAGGGAAAACUGUCCAGAUUCCCGUGUACGACUUUGUUUCCCAUUCCCGGAAGGAGGAGACAGUUACUGUCUACCCCGCAGACGUGGUGCUCUUCGAAGGGAUCCUGGCCUUCUACUCCCAGGAGGUGCGAGACCUGUUCCAGAUGAAGCUUUUUGUGGACACAGAUGCGGACACCCGGCUCUCCCGCAGAGUAUUAAGGGACAUCAGCGAAAGAGGGAGGGACCUUGAGCAGAUUUUAUCUCAGUACAUUACAUUCGUCAAGCCUGCCUUUGAGGAAUUCUGCUUGCCAACAAAGAAAUACGCUGACGUGAUCAUUCCUAGAGGUGCAGAUAAUCUCGUGGCCAUCAACCUCAUUGUGCAGCACAUCCAGGACAUCCUGAAUGGGGGCCUCUCCAAACGACAGACCAAUGGCUAUCUCAACGGCUACACCCCUUCACGCAAGAGGCAGGCCUCGGAGUCGAGCAGCCGGCCGCACUGACCCCAUCUCCAAAGGGCCGGAGGAGGGGGCAGGAGGCACUGCGCAUCUAUACGUGUGGUUUCCUAAGACAUUGCUGUAUUUAAGAAAACACCAUGGAGAUGAAAUGCCUUUUUUUUUUUUUUUUUUUUUUUUGGUACUUUGGAGCGACGAAGUGAAACAGGAGCUGACCCUGAGCUUAAAUGACAAACUGUGCCAACUACUACUGGUGAUGCCUAAUUAUGAGUCCAACGUGUAACCAGUUAUAAAUACAUAUAUAUAUAUA
Capra hircus (goat) is the source of this 1417-nucleotide messenger RNA. It is a transcript of the gene UCK2, whose product is annotated as uridine-cytidine kinase 2. Bases 370 to 1155 code for a protein of 261 amino acids. Gene Ontology annotation, molecular function: ATP binding; kinase activity. Gene Ontology annotation, cellular component: cytoplasm; cytosol. The transcript has 7 exons. Lineage: Eukaryota; Metazoa; Chordata; Mammalia; Artiodactyla; Bovidae. The record is from RefSeq and is a predicted model, not a curated record.